This is a messenger RNA of Halteromyces radiatus, 678 nucleotides long. RefSeq lists its product as uncharacterized. The transcript is spliced from 3 exons. The coding region runs from base 1 to 678 and encodes 225 amino acids. The record is from RefSeq and is a predicted model, not a curated record. Lineage: Eukaryota; Fungi; Mucoromycota; Mucoromycetes; Mucorales; Cunninghamellaceae.
AUGGAAAGCAAACCCCGCCCAUUGUCUAUGCCGAUCAUGCCCCCGGUCCCUCGUACGCCGCCCCCUCUUUACAACGACAAGAAAGAAGACGAUGAUCCAUAUACCCAUGCCAUCCAGAAAUGGCAACAUCGACGGUCCUGUAUGAUUUUACCUCGAGAAGAAGAAGGUCGUGAAGAUUUACCUCCUUAUCAUUGUAGUGUUUAUAAAAUGGGCAAAGUGAAUGUGAAAAUAGAAUGGUUGGCCACCGGAAAAAAGUCUAAUCGGAGACCUUGGAGACGGUUUUAUAUUGAAUUAUGGGGAACAGUUUUACGAAUUUAUCCAUUGUCAUGGUUUUGGUCAACUAUUGGAAAGGAACCAAUAUAUACGAUUUCUUUGGGUGGUGCUGAGGCAACAAGAGCCAUUGAAUAUUUGAAACGACCGUUUGUAGUGCGAUUGACUGGUUGCAAUGGCAUGCAAUUAUUGAUUCAACUCUCUAAUCAUGUUGACAUGAUAUCUUGGAUUGAACAUUUACAAGCAGGUAUCAAUAUCUCAUUGGAUUUGGAGGAACGACCAAUGCCAAAAUUUUUAACUCUUCAACCAAGACGUGGACCUGAUACCGGGGUCUUAUGUGCAAGGAUGAUCGAGGUGGAACGAAGAAGAGAACAACGACGAAGAAAUCAACAAGAAACUUUGAUCUAA